Messenger RNA from Clupea harengus (Atlantic herring), 788 nucleotides. Its product is annotated as glutathione S-transferase 3, mitochondrial-like. Lineage: Eukaryota; Metazoa; Chordata; Actinopteri; Clupeiformes; Clupeidae. Gene Ontology annotation, molecular function: glutathione peroxidase activity; glutathione transferase activity. The record is from RefSeq and is a predicted model, not a curated record. Gene Ontology annotation, cellular component: membrane; nuclear envelope; endoplasmic reticulum.
ACAUAAGCACACAUACGCAUUGUUGUUUUUACUGUACUGUGUAACGAGGGAAGACACGUACGCCGGUCGUUUUACUGCUGUAGGCUAAUCCUCUAAACGUCAGUUUUAAUUAAUUUUUUAAGUCUUUUGCUGAGAUAGCUACCAUUUUAAUACUUAGACCGCCACGGUCAAGCAAGACACACAAUGGUGACACUUUCGAAAGAGUAUGGGUACGUUGUGCUCACAGGCUGUGCUUCCUUCGUACUCAUAAAAUACCUGUCCCACAAGGUGUGUAAGGCUCGCAAACAGUACAAUGUAGAGUGUCCAAAAGUGUAUUCCGACGACGUAGACGCAGAGACUGGUGACAUCUUCAACCGUAUAGUCAAGAAUCAACAAAACACUAAUGAAAACCUUCCUCCGUUCCUCUUUCAUUUGUCCAUCGGAGGUCUUCAACAUCCACGCCUGGCCAGUGCUUUGGGAAUGGUUUGGAUUGUUAGCAGGGUGGUCUCUGCACAUGCAUGUUGUAGUGAAGACCCUGCUAAGCAGCACGGAGGGAAGCUUUCGGAAGUGGCCCUCUUUGGGAUGUUCCUCUGCUCACUGGACACUGGGAAGGUUAUACUAGGCUGGAGAAGACCCUGCUUUCCGCGACGUUUUAUCACACGAGUGUAAAGAAAAAAUUGUGAGAUUUUAACCCUUUUAAAUAUUGUUACUUGUGUUGCACUACUAAUGUUAUGCAUUGGUUCACUUAUUGUUAUUUUUCAUUGUCAGCGUUUUACUUGAACCAAUAAAUAAAAUGCAUUUGUCUUGUA